ACCCAACACAGCGCCACUCUCUUUCUUUCACGUCUUUUACCCUUCUCCGACUCUGCUGUCUGCUCCGCCUCCCGUUCCCCUUCCAUCGCCGGCAAAUCCCGCCUGGUUCUGGCGAGCCCUCGCGCCGCCGACCACCGCACCGGCACCAACUCCUCCUCCUGCACGGUCUCCAUGGAAUGGAACCAUCGUUCUGCAGCCCCCACGGCGAUCCCUAGACCCACAGGAAUCCGCCAAAGCGGUGCCGCCGCUUGGCUCCGUCGAGCUCCGGCCGGCCCUCCUCCUCUAGCGCAUCUACAUGCCGCCUCCACCACAACUCACAGCCAAAGAUCGAUUUGCUGCUGCCGGUGAGCGCGUCUGACCACGGCCGGCGGGAGGGCUCGCUGCGGCGCCAGGAUGACGGCGGGGAGGCACGAAGGACGAGCCGGUGGUCGCCUGCACCGCCUGCUUCUGGCAGAAGUCCGGUCGGAGGUGCUUCUGCCGGCGUCUUCUUCUUCUGGCAACCUCGCCCGCGACCUACUGAUGUUGGCCACCACUCGAAGCCGCUGCAUCCAGGAUCACUCACGGCAACAGACCAAACAGCUGCUGCGUGUGAUGGUGGGCUGCCGGAGGGGCUUGCUGUGUUGCCGGGAUGGCGGCGGGGAAGCACGGAUGAUGAAUCAGUGUUCCCCUGCCAUGGCUGCUGCUCCCGCAGUAUGGCCGGAACUGCUGCCGCUGGCGUCUUCCGGCGACAACGCCACUUCUACUGUCGGCCAGCACUCUGAGCUGCCACUGCCUCGCGAAGCAUGAGGCUUUUUGCUAAUAACCACAAUGAUCAUCGUACUGUUCAUAAAAGUGGGAACAUACUCCUUGGUUAGUUGUUUGUGCUUCGCUUGAUUCCAUCUUAUCACUGAGGAACAGACCUUUCUGAUGUAUCAAUUUGUAGGCACUGUUUUUGAUUCGAAGAUUUGCCAUCUGAGUUUGAUUUCUAUUUGUGUAGUCAUGCUGGCAUUCAGCUGUAUGUUGUUGCAUGAUUGAAAGCUCUCUUUUUCCUGUAAUGUCCACUGCUCCAAGUGCAAGGGGCAAGUCUUGUUGUCCAUUCCAAAAACCCAGCUGGCCAUGUAUUUUUCGCAUUACUGUUCUUGACUCCCUUGUUUACUUCUGCAAGGGCUUUAAGUCUGGUGCUUCCAUGAGCUGGCCAGGUUGCCAGGGUUCAGCCAUGAAAGUGACUAUCUGCAUUUGGAGCCUUCCAUGAUAUGGCAGAUGCAGCAGCCUAGUAAAGUCUGGCAUGUGUUCUUAUUUAAAAUAAUCUUAUGGUAAAAUCUUUUCUUUUCCUGUAAAUAACAAAAUGCUCAAUUAAAAUUGGUUUGCAGUUAGAUGGAUAUGUAGUUCUUAAACAUGGGUUGGUAGAUGUUACAUGUGUAUCCCAGUUCACCUUUGUUUUUACAUGGUCUUUUGAGGUUUGAUCGAGGUGGCAUAUCUGGUACAUGUUUCUGGUAGUUCCAUGUUAAAUGUUCAAUACUUUGUUUAGAAGGACAAAAGGUAGUCAUUGAUUUGCUAUAAUUAGCUUUUGAUAGUGCUAUUGCUAUAUAUUUGCUUGACAGUAAGCAUUCUUGUUUCUCUUAAUUGCAUCAGGUUCAUGGCACCUGGGGCUGUGAGAUCUGGUAGCCUUUCAUUCCUCGUGUCCGGUAUGACGCCUCGGUUCCAUCCUCGCGGUCUUGUCCGACGUCCUCAACGCCUGGUGAGACUUCUCAUUCCCCCCCAGGCCCUAGGCCUUUGACCGAACCAGGACUCCCAUAGUAGUCUAAAAAAAGUCAAGAUCUUGUGCAGCUGUACUGAUUACCAUCAGAACCUGGUAUCUUCCGAUUGGUCAUAUUGGCUUGAGUGUUUGGGUUGAAAUAGCCUUCUAUUCUUUUUGUCAAGGUCAUGAAAUUUUGGAACUUGGCAUUGGUAGAUGAUUUUCCCUGUCAAGCUGGUGAUGAUGCAUAGGUGAUGGGUCUAUGUUUGUUUGGAGUAGCUAAUUAAAAUCUGAUGCAACCUGGGUGUUAUUUUGUUGAUUCACCUGUUUGUAAAUAGUAGUACAUGAGCCACAAUUGCUGCGUUGUUACAUAUGAUUCUUGACAUGAUUUGGUAUUGUUUGAGUUUAUCAAUUAUGCUGGUACUGCUAGUGUUAUUCAUCCCCACGACAAGGUUGUCGUUGUCUUCAACUUGUGGUUAUGCAAUACAAUUUGCAUUAGAAGCUACACAGGUCGUUAUUUUUUUGUUCCUAGUCGAAGAGUGGAUGAUGUUUUUAUACCUGCCAUUUCUGUUUAUAUCGUCAUGGUCUCCGAAUACUUUGAACCUGGGUGUUAAGGUUCUCCUCUAGUCUAAAAAAAAAGUUCUUAUCAUACACAGCAUAUAUUGAUUACCAUUGGAUCCUGGUAGCUUCCGAUUGGCUUGAGUGUUAGCUUCACUUUUGGGCAAUGUCAUGAAAUUUCAGAACUGGGCAUUGGUCGAAUUUGUUAAAGGAUUUACUGGUAGAGUUGUGUGAUUUCUUGUAUAGUUGAGUGCUGGCAUAUGUCAUGUGAUAAGUAUUUUGCCUUGUUCCCCUACUGUUGCUCUUUGUACAUGGACAUGAUGAUGUUGUUUUGUAAAGAUUGAGACAGAUUUCUUGAAUGGGUUACGUCAUAAUAA
Lolium perenne is the source of this 2649-nucleotide messenger RNA. RefSeq lists its product as uncharacterized. The record is from RefSeq and is a predicted model, not a curated record. NCBI's taxonomy places the organism in Eukaryota, Viridiplantae, Streptophyta, Magnoliopsida, Poales, Poaceae.